Molecule: messenger RNA, 5504 nt
Organism: Pan troglodytes (chimpanzee)
Lineage: Eukaryota; Metazoa; Chordata; Mammalia; Primates; Hominidae
Exons: 1
Coding region: 26-442 (138 amino acids)
Source: RefSeq, a predicted model, not a curated record
AAAGCCUGCCGCUAAUCAUCUUGGGAUGACGGCCCGGCACCCAGCACACAAACAGCGACAGUCCCGAGGGUUCAGCCCACUCUGGCGACCUCGACAGUCAGAGAGGAAGGGGCGGGGGUGCGAGCACCUUCGGAUCUACGCCGCCCAGGGCGCACCGGAAAGCUGCCGCGAGCCGGGGUGGGCUUCCGCUGGGAAUAAGGGCUCGCCUUUUUGCGGGACACAGGCCCUGGCAAACCUGAAGCAUGACUCACCGAAAAGCGCAGGCGCAGUUCCGGAGCCUUCAGCCGCCCAGUGCCCACGGAGAACUUCCGAUCACCCGGACUGGGACAACGUCAAGGCUCAGCCAAUCCAAGCCCACAGGCCGGCGCACGUGGUCCUGGGACCCAGUGCAUGCGCGCUAGGGAAAUGGCUGCCGUGGGACUGCGCUCGCGCGGCUUCCUAGAGGAGGAGCCAUGGCCCCGCCCCGGGCCCGAGAGAAAGAAACUGCACUUUCGUUUUUUAGCAGCAAAGUUUGUUGAUGUACUUUACAACUUAUCUUUUCUGCUUCUACUCAGGACAGUCAAGACAGUGCUCAGCUAGAUGUUCACAUAACUGUAGACAUAAAUGUGAAUCUAUUUAACGCAGUAAUUAAUUCAAAAAGUGUUUUUAGCAUCCUAGCAUGCAUCAGUUGAUAUGAAAGUAGUAAAUGUUAAUUGAGUGGUCUUGUGCAUCCUGGACUUCUCAUCUGUGCAUAUUCUCAUUCUUUGCCUGCAAAGGGCCAGUAAAAGCACAGUGAUGGUUGAACGAAUGUGACAGCCUCCUUUGCUGAUGCCUUACCCCAAGGUAAUUUGGGGAAAGGUUCAGGGAAACAGAGUAUCCAAUCCAAUACUCUGGACUGGGUGCUGGCAGGAAGGAGGGCGAUUGUAUGAUUAAGUAUCAUAAUAAAUCUUACCUAAAAGGAGGGGAGACAAGACCAGUGACUCAUUAACUGGGAUAGGGGAUGUUUGGUCAUUUUUGUGGUUUGGACAAUGUUUACGUUUUUUCAGCAUUCCCACGUGAUUACAAAGGAGUCUUGUUUUUGUCUUGAUCCAUCUGGUCAAAGAGUGGCCACGUCUGAUGGUGUUCUGUGAAGUAUUUAUGUUCCACGCAGCACCAAGGCCCAGCUGUGACUGCCGGGGCAGCUCAGAGCUGUCAGGGGUUACUUUUUUCUUGCUGUCUAUUAUAGGGCUAAAAUGUUUAAGGAUUAUAUAAUACCUUUUUAAAGAAAAAAUUAUUUGGCUGGGCAUGGUGGCUCACGCCUGUAAUCCCAGCACUUUGGGAGGUCGAGGCAGGCGGAUCAUGAGGUCAGGAGAUCGAGACCAUCCUGGCUAACACGGUGAAACCCCGUCUCUACUAAAAAUACAAAAAAUUAGCCAGGCGUGGUGGCACGUGCUUGUAAUCCCAGCUACUUGGGAGGCUGAGGCAGGAGAAUCGCUUGAACCCGGGAGGCGGAGGUUGCAGUGUGCUGAGAUCGAGCCAUUGCACUCCAGCCUAGCGACAGAGCAAGACUUGGUCUCAAAAAAAAAAAAAUUAUUUAAUGACACUUGUCACUUGUUAAAGCAUGGUAAGGAAGACUUUUUUCAGGACCACUGAGAUAGACAUAGGUACCACUGCAACAGGGUCUUGCAGUGGGGAAGAGAGAUUGGGCUCAACUUCAAUUGUAGCAUGGAAAAGUGAGAAUUUAUAGCCAAGGAGCAAGGUAGGGGGGGUCAGUGGAUGGAAAAUUAUUAAGAGGAAACAUCAGGGGUAAGGGGGAUUCUGUCUAAACCAACCUGACAAGAUUCUUGCUGAAGACGGGCCAGGGUGAUCAGAUGUCACCUGGAGGUUGGUGGAGGAUGAGGAACCAAAUCAGAUAUUAAGGGUGAUCAGAUAUUGAGGGUGGUUGCUUUUGGCUAAACUGAUUUAUGAAGGCUUUUUGCUAAAACUGGAUUUUACAAGGAAGUGCACAGAUAGGCCUAGUCAGGAGACUGACUAAAGUUUGGUUGGAAAAGAAUGCUUGAUAAUCUUUACUUUUGCCUGUUAAAAUAAAAAAAAAAAUUGACGUAAUUUAAAUUUGGCAGAGUUUAUGUGAGCAAAGAAUGAUUCAUGAAUCGGACAGCACUCAGAAUCAGAAUAGGUUCAGAGAGCUUUGUGGGCCGUGAGUAUUUAUAGACAGAGAAUGGAAGUAAAAUACAGAAAUAGGCUGAUUGGUUGCAAUCAAUGAUCAGAUCAUUUGGAUAUGAUCUGAGAAGUUGGCAGCUUGUGAUUGGCUGAAGCUUGUCUGCUUGUGUUUGGCUGAGACUUGGCUGUUUAUUAUACUCUUCCUUAGGUUAAGCUUUCAGUGUAUUUAUGUACUAAGUUAAAUUGCAAUUCAUUGUGUAGAAAAUCAAAGUACAGAGACAGCCUUGAGCCAAUAGCCUCCUGCUUAUUUAAUUUAACAUGCUUUAAUGGUAUUUCUCUUCUCAUUGUUACUUUUUUGGUUCAUUUUAUGAGUACUCUUGCCCCACUUUGUAAACACUGAUUUAAAAAUCCGAAGGACUAUUGGCUCCUAGACCAACCAUCUCUAGUUUUAGACAGUUACCUAGGAAAAAUACUUUCUUUGUGAUCAGAUUUGUAACAUGCAAUUCUUAAAAUAUCUGAUAUUUCUCAAAACAAUGGCACUCAAACUAUGAAAGGCUCAAUCUGAAGGAGUCAGUUUGGAAACUAGAAGUUACUACAGAAGUGGUCAUUAGAGCUUUGAGGCAUAUUAUAAUCAAUUUCUUAUGAACUCUAUACUGAAGAAAAAAACAGAAAUUACUCAAAAGUCUAAAAUCAAAAACAACCUAGUGUUUUCUCUGGUGUGAAGGAUAAGACCAUUAUUUCAACUAAGAGGCAAGCUAUAAUUACUGCGUAGUCCUGCCCCGUCUACUACAGUAGCCACAUGUGGCUAUUCAGAUAAAAUUUAAACUUCAGUUCCUCAGUUGCACUAGCUAAAUGUCAAGUUCUCAAUAGCCACCUGUGGCUAGUGGGUACCAUAUUGGAUAGCACAGAUAUAGAACAUGCUCAUUGCUGUAGAAAUUUCUGGCUGAGUUCAUCUGGAAUGAAUCUAGGGCUGCCAGUGGAUUCUAAAGAGGUUGCUGAAAAGUUUGUUCUUUUGGGCAAUUUAAAAAUGGAAUGCCUAUAAAAGUACUCACAUCUAUGAUAAUUUAUCAUGCAUAGUUUUCAGGCCUUUGUUUUAAAAUCAUCUUUCAGCUGCUUCAAUACUCUGGAAUUCUCUUUGAUAAAUUUCCCUUAGUGCAGCGGAAACCUCUUUUCAAUCCUUAUUAAGUGUCCGAGUGGCAAUAUAUUAAUAGAUAUUCUGAGCUCAUGCAGACAGCCCUUUCCUGCGAAUUCCCAAGGAAGAGAGACAAAAUCUUAUGGGCCUUCUCCAGAGGCUAAUGUUACACAUUGCUGAGGGAACAGUUACAGAUGUUUUCCAUGGAAUGAGGUCAUAGAAACUGCCUCUUUCUGGGUUCUGAGGUGCCGGCCGGUGUUCAUUUCCUGAUAAAACACCAGGACCAGACACUGGGCUUAACUGGGGAUGUUCUUAUAAGUCACAGUACAUAAGGCAUGGGAUUAAAACGAUGAAGAGUUCCCUUGAAAUCUCAGGAGUUACAGAAUAUUAGGAAAUAGAACAAAAAGUCAUACAUUAUAGAAACAGAAACCUUAUGUUUAAGUUCUGCAACGUAUUUCUCAGACUUAUGCAGGUGAAAUGACAGAGAAGCAGCGAACAUGGUAUCUCCAGUGAACAUCCCCAGAGGCUUCCAGAAGAGCUAGUUCCACGGGUCAGGCAGUCCCUGGCUGGUGGGCCACAGAUUGCUUAAACCAACCUAAUACCUCUUUUGUUCUUUGGAGGGGCCCACUUUGGAGAUUUUUUGGAGGACCCUCCCUUUGCUGGUAGCCCCUUAUUACCCAUUCCAUGGUUCAGAUGCUGCACCCUCUGGUUAACCGCUGGCUCCUGCUUUUGGUAGCACAUCCCACACAAACUUUUUCUGUCGGGUUACCUCACCUGCAGGCCUGCUGGUCAGGGUCCUUCCAAGACAGCCUAGGCCCAGCUGCUUGCUUGAUGUGCACUUAGCCCAUGGGAACAACCCAGCGGCUCUGCUCCCCGCCCAGCCCUGGAAGCAGGGCUGUUCCCUCUGCAGCCCUUCUCGUCAUCUUCACAGUUGGUCUUAGGUAGUUCUAGCUGGCUUCUCGCCUAUUCAUUGUUUUUUGUUGUUGUUGUUGUUUUUUUUUUUUUUUGGAGAGUCAGACACCAUUCUACAACAGGGGCACCUGUCAAUCUCUCUGAGUGGUUCUCUCAAAGUCACCCUCACUUGCCUUGGAGUGGGGGUGGGAAGGAAGCUUCCAGAACUGUAACAACCCUCUUUCACUGUUGCCUUCUCCUGUACAUAAGCUGAAGAGUGGCAAACGGGCAUGGGUGACAGGAGUUUUUGGCUCAUCAUUUAGUAAGCCCUGGGUAAAUGGUCUAACAUCUCUCAUUAGAACCAGCAGACACUUAACUUUGUGCUCUCACCUUUGGGGCCUUGGACAAAACUCUGAGUCAGGAAAUAUCCCAUUUAACACCUUCUUGUACCUGUAGUAAUCUCCAGAUCAGUUCCAUACCUCUUAUUCUCCUUUUCUAUACCAUUUGUCCAUUUUGCUAAUUUCUCUAGAAGGUAUGUUAUUCUACCGUAGAUUUAUGGCAACAUUUAGUGGAGGAAUGAUGAAGGACCAGAAAGUCUGGCUUCAGUCACCUCUUGGUUGAUAUGGUUUGGCUGUGUCCCCACCCAAAUCUCAUCUUGAAUUGUAGUUCCUAUAAUGCCUAUGUGUUGUGGGAGGGACCUGGUGGGAGGUAAUUGAUUCAUGGGAGCAGUUACCACCAUGCCGUUCUUAUAAUAGUGAGUUCUCAUGAGAUCUGAUGGCUUUAUAAGGGGUGUUUCCCCUUUUGCUCUGUACUUCUCCUUGCUUUCACCAUGUGAAGAAGGAUAUGUUUACUUCCCCUUCCGCCAUGAUUGUAAGUUUCCUGAGGCCUCCCCAGCCCUGCAGAACUGUGAGUCAAUUAAACCUAUUUGCUUAUUAAAUUACCCAGUCUCAGGUAUUUCUUCACAGUGGUGUGAGAAUGUACUAAUACAUUGGUGCAUAUCAUAAGAGGAAAAUUCAGAGGCAGUGCAACAUCUUUACUAUUUUGUUACUAGGGAUUCUUCAAAAUUCUCUUUAAUCAGAAAAAUAUAGAACACUUACAAAAUGAAAUGGAACAAGGGGACACCAACUCUACUCAAAGACCUCUGCCUGCCUGCGCAGUUGCUGUUUCCAUUGCUAUGAAGAAAUCCAAACUGAGGCCUGUCAUCUGGGGUUUUGUUCUGCCAGAGUGGCUUGUGACCAGGAGUAGUACAGUCUGGAGGUGAUCCUGACAUGUGGACUGCCCCAUGAAAUGCCUCACUUCAUUUUGGUUUUUGAGUCUUUGUUUUAAAGGGAAGUAGUUUUGUAACAGCAGUUCAUCGGCAUAG